Molecule: messenger RNA, 1152 nt
Organism: Anthostomella pinea
Lineage: Eukaryota; Fungi; Ascomycota; Sordariomycetes; Xylariales; Xylariaceae
Source: the annotation of a GenBank genome assembly
AUGCUCAGCUUGUAUGCGGAACUCCAUGGUGAGAUGCGAGAUGCCAAGGGUCUCGUUCUGACCAGCCACGAACAUCUUCUUUCAUACAAGCUGGGUGGGUGGCAGCACCUUGCCGACGGCAAGCUCGGGGCUGCACGCUACAUGGUUAGCUUCCAGAACUGGCUCAACAAUCAUUGUCGCGACGUCCUCGAUGAGUGCGACUUCACUUUGUCGGUCAAGACGCAGCUAAAUUACCCAAGCGGGCCCGAGAUGACCGUUGAUGGGCACCCAUUCCGAUGGCAGGUUGCGCUUGGACUGCUGGCUCUAGCGUCCCACCACAUUCCUCUCAUACGGGAUAACUUCCCCGGUAGUAUCGAGAUACUGCGAAAACGGGGAUCGUUCCCUAUGGUAUACUUUCUCAAGAGUAGCGCCGAGGAUGCCCUCCACGAGCGCAUACUGGAUGAAAUCUGUGCUGGCCGUACGACCUUCCUUCGUCCUGCGGAUUCAUUCUCCUCAGACCACUCAAAGAUCAUCCGGCGAGUAUUGACUGACCAGAGCCUCGACCACGGCUCGUUCACUCUUGCUGUCAAGGCCUUCUCGAACCCACAGGCGGCAUCUAAAAUGCUCCUUGUUGUCCGUGGGCUCCUCCUGAACAGGAUAUUGCUUUGCCUGAACAAGCGAUGGAAUGUGCAGUACGGCCUUCAUCCACAACGCCACCCAAUCGCAGUACCUUUUGAAGCCAAAGGUGUACCCUCUGAGCAGUCCGAAUUUGGCCAUCCGGAUGUGGCCAUUCUCUUCACUUGUCUAGCAUUCUAUCAUACAGGUCUGACAUCCGAGCAAUUCCGCAAGGGCUUGCAGCAUGUUCUUCAGUCCGAUGAUCCAGCUGCUCAGUACGAACACUGGACAUCUUCUUGCAAUAACCUGCCGGAAGAGCUACGCCAUUGGAAUGUGAUUAAUCUUGACGAUGGGUCACAGAUGGAGGACCUAUGGCGUCAAUUGCAACUGGAUCGCGUGGUCGUCGACCACUAUCUAAACAACUUCGUCUUCCCGAAGUACGCCAGACAGUUCGAAAUCAAACUGCAGGCUUCUGGAUGGGAUAUACCGCUUGUCGUUCCAGACAAGGAGCAUGGUGCGAAGACCACGGGGUUCAGCGGACAAACGACAACCGCAUGA